GCUUCUCAAAAUCUCACAAAGCAGAACACACAUCUGUGUUAACAACGCCCACUUCACAGAUUACCUCCACUCUGUUUCGCAACAGAAAAGCAUGAUCUGAACUUAGAACCAGACUGAACAAACACGUGUUUCAUCAGAGGAUCAGACACUGAAGCAGAAGAAGCUCAGCCAAAGCUGCUUGCAGGGGUGGAUUUAACCAAUAAGCGAGGAAGAGAUGAACAUCCCAAAAUCUUCAUGCUGUCUUUUCCUCCUAUCCAUACUUCUCAGCACCGCCGUUCCCUCAGCUCAGGCCGGGAAGGUGUUGGUGUUUCCAGUGGACGGCAGUCACUGGGUCAACAUGAAUAUAAUCAUUGAACUCCUUCACUCCAAUGGCCACGAGAUCACAGUGGUGCGUACGGCCAGCAGCUGGUACGUCAAAGAGAAAUCCCCGCACUACACCUCAAUCACAGUGACCCUACCAGAAGCAAUAAACAUCGAGAAGCCGGAUUUCUUCAUCUCGUUCCUCAGCCAAAUGAUCGAAAUACAGAAAUCCGGAGGAUCCCCGAUUGCAUUCGUUCAGUUCUGGUGGCAGAUGAUGAGCAAUCUCUACUCGAUGCAUCAGACUGCAAGUAAACUAGUCGUGGAGAUUUUCGAAAACCCAACGUUAAUGAAACAACUCCAAGAUGGAAAUUUCGACUUGGUUUUGAUUGAUCCAGGAUUGCCCGGAGGAGUGCUGGUGGCUCAUAAACUUGGACUACCAAUGGUGUACAAUGUAAGAUGGAUUGCAAGUGGAGAAGGACACUCCAUUAUCGCACCUUGCCCGAUUUCAUACGUUCCUGCAUCAGGAAGCCACUUGCCAGAUCGCAUGACUUUCAUUGAAAGGCUCAAAAAUGUCAUUUAUUAUGGGUUAAAAACAUACACCGAUCAUUUUAUUGUAAGACCUGAAUAUGAUAAAUUAGUUGCCCACUAUUUUGGACCCGAAAUCGAUUUCUUCAACUUGCUGCAAGGUGCUGAUAUUUGGCUCAUGAGGUCGGAUUUUAUCUUCGAAUUUCCACGUCCGACGAUGCCAAACGUCGUCUACAUUGGAGGCUUCCAAUGCAAACCCUCCAAACCUUUACCGACAGACCUAGAAGAGUUUGUUCAAGGCUCAGGAGAGCAUGGAGUCAUUGUAAUGUCACUUGGAACUCUAGUAAAAGGUCUUCCUAGUGAAAUAACAUCCGAAAUCGCAGCCGGAUUUGCUCAGUUGCCCCAACGUGUCAUUUGGAGGCACCUAGGAGAGCGUCCUCAUAAUCUGGGCAAUAAUACUCUUCUGGUCAAGUGGUUUCCGCAGAAUGACUUGCUUGGUCAUCCUAAAACACGUGCAUUCGUCGCUCACGGUGGAACGAAUGGGAUUUAUGAGUCCAUCUACCAUGGUGUGCCUUUGGUCGGGGUUCCUUUGCUUUUUGAUCAGUUUGAAAACAUGCUCCGUCUCCAAGUACGAGGCGCCGCUAAAGUUCUUGACGUCACCAAACUGGACAGUCGCAGCUUUUUAGCAGCGCUGCAAGAGGUUUUACAUGAGCCGUCGUAUAAAGAGAACAUACAGAGACUCUCGAGGCUGCACAAAGAUCAACCGGUAAAACCUCAGGACAGCGCCCUCUUUUGGAUAGAGUAUGUUAUGAGGCAUAAAGGAGCAGCACAUUUACGGACCGAGGCGUAUAAGAUGCCUUGGUACUCAUAUCACUCUUUGGAUGUGCUGGCAUGCUUGCUGGGGGUCCUGCUGACUGUAGGGGGCGCUGUGGUUGGCGGGAUAUGGUAUGUGUGUUUUAGAUUGUGCAGAAGGCAGAAAUCAAAACUUGAGUGAUGCAGUGAUUUGCACACUUUCUGUGAAGCCUGUUUUUAUAAGAGUAUUCCUAAGGGAAGGAAAUGUAACUAGAAGAUAUCACUGUACUUCCACCGAUGAUAGAUUAUAAUGAUAAUAGAUAUGAAUAUUUUUUGUUACACUUAAUAAAGUUUUCUGAAAUGCUGUUUAAAUAGCAAAGAAGGUGUAAUAAGCUAAUUUAUUACAUAAUCAUUUAGACGUUAAUAAAAAUAAAUAUAUACACACACCAGCCACUUUAUUAGGUGCACCUGUCCUACGCAAAUUUCUAAUCAGCCAAUCACAUUGCAGCAACUCAAUGCAUUCAGGCAUGUAGACAUGGGCUGCUUCCAAAACCGCCUACUACUUAGUAGGUACUGCAUUUUAAUUUAAACGUACUACUCGGCCGUUAGGAAAGUACGUUCUAUACAGUAUGAACGUGAAAAGCAUGAAUGGAAUUCGGACGUACUACAUCCGCCAUUUUGUCAUGGUCACGUGACCUACCUGUGUCAGUUGCGUUGCUUUACUCCCAUUCAUGAAUUCGCUCGCGGGGCAUCAUGGGAUAGCGCAGCAUGCAUGGGAUGCGCACUUCAGAAUCUCGCCAGAAGUAGUAAGUCAUCCAGACACUUCUCGCAUACUGAUUUUCGAAUUCUAUGAAUUUGGACAUACUACUCGGUUCGCAUACUGAUUUUAGCGUACUGUAUAGUAUGGAAGUAUGCGGUUUCAGUUGCAGCCAUGGUGAAGACGAUCUGCUGCAGGUUAAACCAAGCAUCAGAAUGGGGAAGAAAAGUGAUUUAAGUGACUUUGAAUGUGGCAUGGUUGAUGGUGCCAGACGAGCUGGUCUGAGUAUUUCAGAAACGGCUGAUCUACUGGGAUUUUCACGCACAACCAUCUCUAGGGUUUACAGAGAAUGGUCCGAAAAAGAGAAAAUAUCCAGUGAGCGGCAGUUCUGUGGGAGCAAAUGUCUUGUUGAUGCCAGAGGAGAAUGGCCAGACUGGUUCCAGCUGCUAGAAAGGCAACAGUAACUCAAAUAACCACUCGUUACAACAGAGGUCUGCAGAAGAGCAUCUCUGAACACACAACACGUCCAACCUAAUAAAGUGGCCAGUGAGAGAUACAGUUUAUACAUGGUUUAAUUUGAGCCGAACCAUGCCGGAUUCGACAACUCCUGAAAUUUGAUCCGGCACCUUAUUUUACCAAUCCCCCUCCUCAACCACCCUCCUCCCCUGUCCGCUGUUCACUUUCACCUUCUACGACUCCCCAACCCUCUAUUCACUUUUGUCCAUGACCCCCUUGCUCUUCACUAUCGUCCAUGACACCCCUCCAUCCUCGGGUAACAUGCCGGAUCCAUUACCGCAAUCUGUUCCGGGACCUCACAAUUCACAAAUUAAGCACAGAGUGUGUGUGUGUGUGUGUGUAUGUGUG
This is a messenger RNA of Danio aesculapii, 3238 nucleotides long. Its product is annotated as UDP-glucuronosyltransferase 2A2-like. Gene Ontology annotation, molecular function: UDP-glycosyltransferase activity. The transcript is spliced from 3 exons. The record is from RefSeq and is a predicted model, not a curated record. Lineage: Eukaryota; Metazoa; Chordata; Actinopteri; Cypriniformes; Danionidae. Bases 215 to 1819 code for a protein of 534 amino acids.